GAAGCGCAACCGGGUGAGCGCGCGUUUCCGCCGCGAACCUGCGGUGGGACGCGCGGCUUUCAGGUGCCGGGCUCUUUUCCCAGGUGUCUCGGAGUCGCGCGGAGACAUGAGUGACACCGGAGGCGACCGCGCGCGCCUCAGGCGCUACCCCAAGCUUCCGGUGUGGGUGGUGGAGGAUCACCAGGAGGUUCUGCCUUUCAUAUACCGGGCCAUAGGUUCGAAGCAUCUCCCUGGCAGUAAUAUAAGUUUUUUACAUCUUGAUUCCCACCCAGACCUCCUGAUCCCUGUGAAUAUGCCAGCAGACACUGUGUUUGAGAAAGAAGCACUCUUUGGGGAACUGAGUAUUGAAAAUUGGAUUAUGCCUGCAGUUUAUGCUGGCCAUUUUUCUCAAGUAAUCUGGCUUCAUCCCGCAUGGGCCCAGCAAAUCAGAGAGGGCAAACACCACUUCUUAGUAGGCAAAGACAUUUCUACCACAACCAUCAGGGUUACAAGUACAGAUUAUUACUUCCUAAGUGAUGGUCUAUUUGUACCUGAAGAUCAGCUAGAGAACCGAAAGCCCUUACAGUUAGAUGUGAUUAUGCUAGAACCUUACAAACUCUGUACCAAUCAAGAUGACAGUGACUCUGUGUCUUCUACAAAGAAGCCCAAGCUGGCACUGGGAGGUGGAGAGAGCACUGCCGCAGCUGAUGGGGACUCUUGCUCCGAAGGACAUCGAGGGGACGCAGUGACACCAAGAAGUGACCAUGCUUGCCAGGAGCUGUCCUGCUCAUGCUCAGGAAGCCAGCAGAGCCAGAGUGCAGCCAGCGCUGGGGAGAUUCUGGACAUAUUGAAGACGGGGGAUGCGUUCAUUUUAGAUAUUGACUUGGAUUUUUUUUCUGUCAAAAAUCCCUUCAAAGAAAUGUUCACUCAGGAUGAGUACAACAUUCUUCAGGAGCUUUACCAGUUUAAGAAGCCUGAUAGUAACCUUCCCGAGGAAGAUUUGGUAGAUAUUGUUGAUGCUCGAACUCAUCAGUUAGAAGAUUUAGAAGCAGUUUUUGCUGAUUUGUGUGACGGUGACAGUGAAGAAACUGUACAGAGCUGGGCUUCAAACCCUGGAAUGGAAUUGCUAGUUCCUCUUGUACAGAGUUUGAAAAAACGAAUGGAAGUGCCAGACUAUGAGAUGGUCCAUCAGGCUGGGCUAACCUGUGAUUAUUCAGAACUUCCUCAUCAUAUCAGCACAGAAGAAGAAAUUGAAUAUCUUAUUCAGGCUGUGUAUUUUCUAUUGAAAAGUCUACCAAAACCUACUCUUGUGACGAUUGCAAGGUCGAGUCUGGAUGAUUACUGUCCUCCAGAACAAGUUGACAUGAUUCAGGGGAAGGUCCUUGGUGUGCUGCAGUCACUCUACGGGACUUUGGACACUCACCUGGUGUACUCAGAAGAAUCCCCUGCAAGUUGAGACAGUGCUAGCACUGUCACUGUGUUUGGCAUAGUGACAGGGCUGUUGUUUGUGGCCUCCCAGAGGACACUUUUUAUGUUAGUUCUCAGUUGAGUCUCCAAGCAAGUAUCAGUGAAUACCAAUACAGCACUUGGGGUAGAUGCAGGGGUUCUUGUUUGGUUUUCUUGUUUUUACUUCAAAUCCGUUACCCCGGCUGAUGGAGACUGUCGGCUAUCCUCCUUGCUUCCCAUUGCUGCCUUUGCUUCUGUAAGAGCUUUUUUUCUCUUUCCUCAACAGGACUUUGGAUUAAAUGAGAUUUAUUUAUUUAUUCAUUCAGCUGAUGUUUAUUUAGCACUUUCAUGUGCCAGGCACAAUUAAAGAUAAGAUGCCCUGCCCUCCUGCGGGAGACAUGAGAAGCAAAUAAUGGCCGGCACACAGUCUCAGGGAACAAAGGGAGAACCACAGCUGUGUCUGGCACACUGUCAGUUCUCAGGGCACCCUGCCCUUAUAAGAAAGUACAUUUGCAAAAGUCAUGUAAAAGCUCCUUGCCAGUCCACAACGUUCACAGCAAGUCUGCAUAUCUAAGGAUGUCGGAAUUGUGCCCACACUUUGGCAAUGUUCCCCAGACUUGUUUGUAUACAAGGGGUCUGGGAGAGUAAACCUAAUCAAACAAAA
Molecule: messenger RNA, 2089 nt
Organism: Mastomys coucha (southern multimammate mouse)
Lineage: Eukaryota; Metazoa; Chordata; Mammalia; Rodentia; Muridae
Gene: CUNH5orf22
Product: chromosome unknown C5orf22 homolog
Exons: 9
Coding region: 107-1435 (442 amino acids)
Source: RefSeq, a predicted model, not a curated record